AUGUCUGACGUGGGCGCCGAUUGGCCCCUGCGGACAAUGUUAGUCUGCGCCAGUAGGCCAAUCGGCGCCCAAACAUACUCAGAUGAAAUGGAGAAGUUGGCUGCUUCCUGGGUCGCAAACUGCAAGUUUGACCAUCCCGAUCCCAACGUUGACACACAAUACGCAGGCACCGGUCAAAAUCUGGCCCUCUUCGGGACUAUGCCUGCGGACGUCUAUAGCAGUGCGGCAUCCAUGUGGAAUCAGGAAAAAAAGAAUUAUGACUACGCGACCGACACGUGCACUGGAUCGUGUGGACAUUAUAAGCAGAGGAAAUAUGGUUGGGAUGAAGCCCUAUGUGAGCGGCAAGAGUUGCAGUCAGUGUGCUUCGACCGACUACUGCGUGGACAAUCAAUGUUCCAAGACCAAGGACCGCAGCUCGAGAAACCAAGAACCCAGCAGUUCGCUCAACUUGAGGUUCCAAUGGACAAUCACUUUAUUCAGCAUCCUCACGUUUGCCUACCUCCCGAACUGACUUUUGGACACUUUGAUUAUGUAUUUUGA
Messenger RNA from Dibothriocephalus latus, 540 nucleotides. The record is from the annotation of a GenBank genome assembly. Lineage: Eukaryota; Metazoa; Platyhelminthes; Cestoda; Diphyllobothriidea; Diphyllobothriidae.